UAUAUUAAUAAGUAAUAAAAAUUAAUAAUAAAGUAAAAUAUAUAAAACAAAUCAAUGUAUAAUAAUCAUUACGAAUAUUAUGCCUAAACAAUAAGAUUAUAGAACUAUACAAUAUUUAUAACACUAAAUGUAAAUCACAUAUUUAAAAAGUUUAUAGGAUAUCAAAAUUCUAGUAUAAUUUGAAGCACAUGAAUUCUCAAAACCAAAGCUUUGAACAACAUUGGGCUUAGCACUUUCAUUUUUCUUUCUUUUUUAUUUGGACAAUCCCCAAGCAAAAUCAACAUUCAAAACGGUUAACCGCAUUUACCUUCUUGUUUUGUUUAUUAGGAUUACUAUUUAUAAACUAUCAUAUUUCAAUAAUUAAACGAGAGAGAGAGAGUAAUUAAAGGUUAUUGGAAUACUAGCUUUGACCUUGAGCUCUUUUUCUUCUUCUUGGACUUUUUGUCGCUCUGUUAUAAAACCUCCCCUCUCUUCCCCCUCAUAUACACAAGUAUCCCCUUUAAUAUUGUUCACACACAAACAUACACACAUUAAGCCAACGGAAGGAACAAAAGAAACACGAAAUGGUGUCCAUGAGGGCUUUUUGCUAUCUUCUAAUAUUUUUCAUCUUGCUAUUACAUGCUAAAGUCUCGCAUGCAAAGUUUAAUAGAGAAGUUCCACAAGCGGCAAAGAAUGGUGGGCUUGGAGCAAGCACUAGUACUCAGAUUACCAGCAAGGCUAUUGAAAAUGUAAUGGGAAACCGAAAGGCGUUGAAGCAUGGAAAUAUGAAGGGCGAGGCAAAUGAAAUGAACAGUUUAGCGAUAGAGAGUAAAGAAACGGUAAGGAAAAGAAAGAGCAAGAAGAGGCUCACCAAAACGGUGAGUUUAACGGCCGAUUACAGCGACCCUGGUCAUCAUCCUCCUAGGCACAAUUAACAGAACUACGUGUGUGUGUGUGUGUGUUUAACAUGAAACAUGAGCCUAUAUUUCCCAAUGAGGCUUCAAUUUUGGUGCAUCACUACUCGGCCUUUGAUAGUUUUUUUUUCUUUUACGUUUUACAUGUAUCUACUACUGAUCAUGGUAGGCGGCACGCCGACACAAGCUUUUCUCAGGUGGUACUUUUGUUAGCUUUUGUAUGUAUUCAGAAGAGACGUUUUUGGUUAUUAAUGUCACUAUACACAAUUACACAUGUUUAGUUAUUGGUUGUUAAGAAAAA
This is a messenger RNA of Brassica napus (rape), 1194 nucleotides long. RefSeq names its product protein GOLVEN 11-like. The transcript has 3 exons. The record is from RefSeq and is a predicted model, not a curated record. NCBI's taxonomy places the organism in Eukaryota, Viridiplantae, Streptophyta, Magnoliopsida, Brassicales, Brassicaceae. Bases 564 to 914 code for a protein of 116 amino acids.